AGAAAGCGGCCAGGGCCGGGAGCCGCCGGGCAGGGCUCGGGAGAGCGGAGAGCAGACGAAAAAGGAUCCUUGCUACUGAGAGUCUGGUUUGGGAGUUGUUGGGUGAAAUGAGAAAUGAGAAAAUGCUCACCAAGGAAAAGAACACUGGACCAAAGGAGGCCCGGCCAUGAGGUCCCAGCCCCAUAGGAGCCCCGGUGCCCCCCUGGUCCCCCGCGCACCUUGCUAGCCCCCAGCCAGGGCGUGGGCAGGCGUGGAGGCCAUGGCCAGCCACGUGGACCUGCUGACGGAGCUGCAGCUGCUGGAGAAGGUACCGACGCUGGAGAGGCUGAGGGCUGCCCAGAAACGCCGGGCCCAGCAGCUGAAGAAGUGGGCACAGUAUGAGCAAGACCUGCAGCAUCGCAAGCGCAAGCAUGAGCGGAAGCGCAGCACAGGUGGCCGGAGAAAGAAGGUGUCCUUCGAGGCCAGUGUGGCCCUGCUGGAGGCGUCACUGAGGAACGACGCAGAGGAAGUACGCUACUUCCUGAAGAAUAAGGUCAGCCCUGAUUUAUGCAAUGAAGAUGGUCUCACAGCCCUCCACCAGUGCUGCAUUGACAACUUUGAGGAAAUCGUCAAGCUGCUCCUUUCCCAUGGUGCCAAUGUGAAUGCCAAGGACAACGAGCUCUGGACUCCCCUACAUGCCGCGGCCACCUGCGGGCACAUCAACCUGGUGAAAAUCCUCGUCCAGUAUGGGGCCGACCUGCUGGCUGUCAACUCUGAUGGGAACAUGCCCUAUGACCUCUGCGAGGACGAGCCCACCCUGGACGUCAUCGAGACUUGCAUGGCAUACCAGGGCAUCACCCAGGAGAAAAUCAAUGAGAUGCGGGCGGCUCCCGAGCAACAGAUGAUCACUGACAUCCACUGUAUGAUUGCUGCUGGCCAGGACCUUGACUGGAUGGAUGCCCAGGGCGCUACACUGCUGCACAUCGCGGGAGCUAAUGGAUACCUCCGGGCAGCCGAGCUCCUUCUGGACCAUGGAGUGCACGUGGACGUAAAGGACUGGGAUGGCUGGGAGCCCCUGCAUGCAGCUGCCUUCUGGGGACAGAUGCAGAUGGCAGAGCUGUUGGUGUCCCAUGGAGCCAGUCUCAGUGCUAGAACAUCUAUGGAUGAGAUGCCAAUUGACUUGUGUGAGGAGGAGGAAUUCAAGGUCCUGCUGCUGGAGCUAAAACACAAGCAUGACGUGAUCAUGAAAUCCCAGCUGAGGCACAAGUCAUCCUUGAGCCGGAGGACGUCCAGCGCGGGCAGCCGUGGGAAGGUGGUGCGUAGAGCCAGCCUGUCAGACAGAACCAACCUGUACAGGAAGGAGUAUGAAGGAGAGGCCAUACUGUGGCAGCAGCGGAGCGCAGCAGAGGAGCAGCGGACUUCCACCUACAAUGGGGACAUCAGGGAGACCAGGACAGACCAAGAGAAUAAAGACCCAAACCCCAGGCUGGAGAAGCCCGUGCUGCUGUCUGAAUUCUCUACCAAGAUCCCCCGAAGUGAAAUGGACAUGCCCGUUGAGAAUGGCCUCAGGGCUCCUGUCAGCGCCUACCAAUAUGCACUGUCCAACGGGGAUGUCUGGAAAGUGCAUGAGGUGCCCGACUACAACAUGGCCUAUGGCAACCCUGGUGUGGCUGAGGCCACCCCACCCUGGAGUGGUGGCUACAAGGAACAGAGUCCUCAGACGCUUCUGGAGCUGAAGCGGCAGCGGGCUGCAGCCAAGCUGCUCAGCCAUCCCUUCCUGAGCACCCACCUGGGCAGCAGCAUGGCCAGGACGGGCGAGGGCAGCAGCGAAGGCAAGGCCCCCUUGAUCGGAGGCAGAACUUCACCAUACAGCAGCAACGGGAGCUCAGUGUACUACACAGUCACCAGCGGAGACCCACCGCUCUUGAAGUUCAAGGCCCCCAUGGAGGAGAUGGAGGAGAAGGUCCACGGCUGCUGUCGCAUCUCCUAGUCUCUGUUUGAUGGAGGAGAGAGAUGCUUCAGGGAAGGGGUCCAGGCCAGCCCAGCAGCCCUAACUAGGGAGGCAUCAUGGGGCAGCUGGGGGAAAGGUGGGUUCUGCUUUACAGAGGAAUGCUGACCCCACCUCUUACCCAGCUGCCCAUAGCUUCACUACUUUCCAUGGUUCUGCUUCCUGCUGCGUUGUCUGCCAUCAGAAAUCAGGCCUGCAGUGGCUUCUUGACUUAGCCUGCUCACAGGUUCUGGAAGGGCUGGCUGGGAGUCCAGUUCUACCAUCAGAAAGGCUUCUCUGGACCAGCACGUGCAUGUCACAUAUUAAUUAUCACACACAUUCAAUCAACAUGUGUAGGGAUGACACAGCUGGGCUCGUGGGAAGCAGAUGGGACUGGGGACUUGGAGGCUCUUCCUGAGAGUGGGGAGGUAAAGUCUCAAGUGAUUUGUCACUACUACCAGUGUGGCUUUAGGAAGAGGGGAGAGGGCCUGCUCAGUUGAGACCCAGAGUCCUACCUACCCGUUACCAUCCACAUCUGGCGGGAACAGGAGGAGAAGUGCUGCUGUAUUCAGAGGGAGCCAUGAGCCCACUUGGCUUAAACGAGAGAGGUUCAGGUCUGCUUCCUACAGAUGUGCCCAGGUCAGAAGCCAGUUGUGUGAGCAUACUGGGGCCAAGGUGGGAACAAAAUUAUUGAAUUCCUGGAAUCAUCUAAACCACUUGUUGCUUUCAAAUGGAAAUAUCCAAACAUGGAGAGGAGGGAGAACAAAGUUAGCACUGCCAAAAGUGCUAUUUUAUUUAUUUUUUUUUUGGAAGCUACAAAGCUCCAGGCAGGAGGGAGCUGCUUUUGCUCACUUGCACUAGUGAUAGUUUGAUCACUGGGUUUCACAGAUGUGUGUUAGAAAAAAAUCAAACCCAGUGAAGAGCUUCAGUUGCAAGGGCUUGUCAAAGUUGAGGGUUGAGUUCCUGUUGUCAAUUUCUGCUAACAUCUCUGGUCACCAUGAUAGAGCCCAGUGCCAUGAUCUCUGUGAAUAUUGACUGUUUCUAUCCAGCCUUUCUCAACCAGCCCUCCUCAGACUGAGCCAUCAGAGUGGGCAGUGAGGGGCUGCUGCCUCCACCCCCUUCUAGAGUGAAAUGUGAGGGCUCUAGACCCAGCUUUGCCUUUUCUGGAAUGUUUGGUGAGACAAGUUUGCCAUUUGGUCCUUGUGAAUUCCUCUCUGACCCCAGAUCUCCUGGUUAACUCCCUGCUCUUCACUCAGGAGAGAUGUGCUGGGGCUGGAGUUGGGUAUCACCCCAGCCCUCCAUAACCCCAUAGCCCCAGCCUCCCUGAUGUUGGGGAGGGAGGGUUAUGAGGGACAGGCUGCCUUACCUGCUGCCUCUCAUGAGCCCUUUAGUAUUGCUGUCCAUGAGGAGGUGCAGUCCACAGGCCCAGCCUAAGCCCAUAGGUGUAACUAACAAACUGCAGGCUAGUUCCCUGCACUGUGCGCCUUUAUAUUUGUCCUAAAACUACCUCCUUAGGGCUUAGAAGUGGCUCACUAGGUCCAGAUCCUAGAAUUUGGGGGGACAAAUCUGUGUUCCCUCGAGCCCUCCUCUUUCUGAGCCUAUGAGACAUUCUCCAUGAGAGGCAUCUUGAUCAGGAGGCUGAAGCUGGAGGAGCCCCCUGCCUCCUUAUUCCAGGUCCUGAGCAAUGGGCACUGCUAGUUGUCAGUCCCUGUCUGGCACUGUGCCCUCCUUGGCCUCCAUAACCCGGCAAGGGAGCUGGACCCCAAGGGGCCUGAUGUUUUACCAGGAGCAGGGCAUUUGGCUUGCAUUCGGGGGGGGGGGGUCAAGGCAUCACACUCCUGGUAGCUCUCAGAUACAGGGAGAGUCACAGCACCAGGCCACCCCCUUGCCCCAGCUCCAGGACAUAUCCAGCCUAGGGUAGAGGGGCAGUUCAGGAGACUGAAAACUGGUGUGCCUGACAUCUGCACUGCCCCCUGGGAUUGGGGGCCUGAAUCUCCAUUUUCUCAGCCUAUGGCCAGAGCAGGGCAAGGAUCAUCCAAGACACCUAGGUCUAUGUGGCUUUUAAAUGGCAUUUCAAUCAGAUUGAUUUGAUUCAAUAGUGAGAUUCUUCUUGGACUGAUUAAGCCUGCAAGCUGGAUGAGGGGGGCAUUCUAAGGGAAACCACAAACCCCAAAGAGCUGUUCAGGUUUUCAGAUCUGUUUGCUUAGGGGCCAGAAACUGAAGGUAUUUAUUGCCCCUCUGAGUCCUUCUGGAUUCAUCUCCUUUUCCCCCUUGGGCAUUCUUCUCUUACCCAGAAGGCUGGGAAUCUCAGCAAAUUCCAUGAUAAGAGCCAACUACAGACUCAUGGGCACUAGGUCAUGCUUUCAUUUCAGCUUAAAGCAUCCCCUGUUGGGAUUCCUAGUACCUGGGGGGUCUUUCCCUAUGGGUCUCCUGGUAGUGCCAGGUAAGACUCGAUCCAGGUUCAUUCAUUCAUUCACUUAUGUAAUUCGUUCAGCAGUUGCAACAUAUUAAGUUCUAGGGAUAAAAGAAUGCAAAGAAUUGCUCUUUACCAUUUCCAUCCCUUGAGGACCAUGGGUGUCAGCAUUUAGUUCACCUGAGACAAGCAGGAUGCCUGCAGCCCAGUCCUGCAUUCCUGUGCUUUUCAGCUCCUAGGAUCCCUGCAGGAUGAGUCCCUUAAGAUAGCUAGAAACAGCUGUCAUGGUCACCCCUGGAUAACAAUUUGCUACUAACUAGAGAUGCUGGAUUUCGGGUUAUAGGUAACACCUUCUCAAGUCCAUCUGGAACUUCGAGGGCUAGCUGCCUUCAAACCAGAAUCUUUGGGCCAUUGUAUAAUAGUACAAGGUGAGUGUCUAGAAAAAUAAGGAGUCUGGAAUUUCCUGCCAAAUGCAUCUCAGGUUCUUAAACUCAGCGUGUCUUACUCAUUUAUAUCUUACUCAUUGUGUCUUACUCAGCCCCACUAAUGGCUGAUGGGAAGAAAGGAGCUUUUGUUUAGCAAGGAAGCUUUUCUAUAUGAAUCUGCUUCUCUCCUGAUGUGUAGAUUAAGGAGCUAGGAGAAAGCUGGCAAGUGCCACCCAGUGCCCUGUUUCUGCCGGGACCCUGGUUCUGUCCCAGAUUCAAGGAGUCUACUUGCAAAGCAAGUACCACCCAGAUCCCUGAACUCUGGUUCUUGCUCCCAUCCUAUGCCCCAAACAGUUGAAAGUCAGUAUCCAUCACCUGCUAGUGAGUUUCUGACAGUAGCUCAGGGAAACAGAAUGAAUUCUAGACCCAUGCCAUUGAAGACAGCAGGAUGUAAUUCUUCAUUAAAUAAGUAGCUUUGGCAAAACUGCUCCACACUGUUUGGUCAGUUUCACUGGGCUUGGAAAAGUUUACAAGGGUGUCCCCCCUGUGCUACCCCACUGCACUUGACUGGCUUUGUAAUAACAUGAGACCAUUUUGGUGACUGGCAUCAGAUACCUUCUGAUCUUGACCUCUGUCUCCCAUCUGUUUCCCAGAGCAGGAUAGUGGGGGCACUUUUCUGAAAGGCACUCCUUCUGGAAGAUACUUAGAAGGACUACAUAGGACUUUUGCUACUAGAGCCUGGGGACAGUCUCCCCUCUCCCACAUAAGAACAAAGAAUCAUGUGGUCAGUGGAACUAAGUCAUACAGGUGACCCCUUUAGUCUGAAGCAGUAGCCCUCUCUUCCACAAGAAUCUCUCAUUAGCCAGAGGGCAGGCUUCUUUCUCAUGGGCAUUAUAAGUGCCGGUGUGGAGGGGCCUGGCUCUGUGCACCUGGGAAAAGUCUGCGGACCCCCCCCAGCCUUCCGCAAUAAUUCACCAAACCAGAAGCCACUGAUGUACAGAGAAUACUUAUGAAAAAUGUAUUUUAUGUGAAAAAAGUUAAAAUUCUGUAUACUGUAUCAGCAGCUUUGUGUAAAAAUGGCAAUCAAGAGAGUCUAAUAUAUUUAAAAAAACUUUUUAAAAAAAGAAACAAAAACAAAAAACUCCUCAUGGAUCUUUAAUAUUGGAUUGAAGUAACUUCCAGGUCGCUCCUCACCAUGCAGCAGUGGUGGGCCUCUUGUCAAGACCCUGGCUUGCCCAUAUCCCAAAGGGACAUGCCCCUGGAGUUGCUUCCAGCUGCCAAGGCCUGUGAUGGAAUUCGCUGUUAAGAGUUUUUAAUUCAGAUUAUUAAAAUCCUUUUAAUAACA
Molecule: messenger RNA, 6149 nt
Organism: Erinaceus europaeus (western European hedgehog)
Lineage: Eukaryota; Metazoa; Chordata; Mammalia; Eulipotyphla; Erinaceidae
Gene: PPP1R16B
Product: protein phosphatase 1 regulatory subunit 16B
Exons: 12
Coding region: 260-1969 (569 amino acids)
Biological process (GO): establishment of endothelial barrier; regulation of sprouting angiogenesis
Cellular component (GO): cytoplasm
Molecular function (GO): protein phosphatase regulator activity; protein binding; enzyme inhibitor activity
Source: RefSeq, a predicted model, not a curated record